Molecule: messenger RNA, 592 nt
Organism: Phalacrocorax carbo (great cormorant)
Lineage: Eukaryota; Metazoa; Chordata; Aves; Suliformes; Phalacrocoracidae
Source: RefSeq, a predicted model, not a curated record
AGCCCUGCUCCCCCUCUUCCUGCGCAGCUGGUGGGCGCGUCCGGCCCGCUGGCACCGCCCGUUGUUGCCCUUGGCGUGAGGCGGCGCGGGCCUGGUGGCGGCGGGGACCGCAGUCAUGGUGAAUUUCGCCCAAGCUGUGCGUGACCACUGGGUUCACAUCCUUGUUCCCUUAGGAUUUGUGAUUGGAUGCUAUUUGGACAGAAAGAAUGAUGAAAAACUGUCUGCCUUCAGAAACAAGAGUUUGUUAUAUAGAAGAGAGUUGAAGCCCGGUGAAGAAGCUACAUGGAAAUAAAGGCUGCUGCUGAAAUGGGAAAUAUAUUUGUUUGGUUCAUCAUCUUAGCUCACAUGUUGAAAGAAUAGGAUUACGGUUUUAAUCUUGAGAGAAUAUGUAAAGCUCCAGAAAAGGCCACCUGCAAUUCAUGGGCACCAGUUUAAUUUCCAACCUUACUUUUUGGAAAAUUAUUUAAUUACAUGACUACUCUGUGUCCAGGAAUUCCAUUAGUACAUAAGUGCUGAGAAACUUUUGUCCCCAGGAGUCAUACUCUGGAGCAGGGGAAAAAUUAUGUAAUAAAGAAAAACUAUGCAAAACUGA